Leptopilina heterotoma is the source of this 1572-nucleotide messenger RNA. It is a transcript of the gene Arpc1, whose product is annotated as actin-related protein 2/3 complex subunit 1A-A. The coding region runs from base 354 to 1460 and encodes 368 amino acids. The record is from RefSeq and is a predicted model, not a curated record. Gene Ontology annotation, biological process: Arp2/3 complex-mediated actin nucleation. Lineage: Eukaryota; Metazoa; Arthropoda; Insecta; Hymenoptera; Figitidae. Gene Ontology annotation, cellular component: actin cytoskeleton; Arp2/3 protein complex. The transcript has 6 exons. Gene Ontology annotation, molecular function: actin filament binding.
CCUAAUUAGUAAUUUGCACAACCUAACCUAUUGUUUAUUUGGUGUACAUGAGCUGUCAGAAAUAAAAUCCACCGUUUUUGGUGGAUACAUAAAAACCACAAAAGUUUUGAAGGGAUUAGGAAAUUCGUGUAGACUGACCAUAGUCCACGAAUUUUCCAACGUCCCGAAAUUUUCAUCGAAUUUCAUUAAUUUCGGUUAAAAAAGAACCGGGUCGUUGGCCGCACCCAAGCGAAUACUCCUAUAUGAUUCAUACAAGAAAAAUAGUUUUUACACGUUUUUUUUAAAGAAUAUUUGCGAAAUUUUGUUGAAUUGAGUGGAAUUUUUUAAUAUUUGACAUCAAGUUUUGAAAAAAAAUGACGGAAGUGUAUAAUUUUGGUUUAGAUGCUGUCUCCUGUCACGCAUGGAAUAAAGAUAGAACUGAGGUAGCAGUAUCGCCAAACAAUAAUGAGGUUCACGUUUAUAAGCAUCAAUCAAUGGGAUGGAAGCAAUUUCAAGUGAUGCAAGAACACGAUCAACGGGUAACUGGAAUUGAUUGGGCUCCAAAGACAAAUAGAAUUGUCACUUGCGCGGCUGAUAAAAAUGCUUUCGUUUGGACACAAGACGAGAGUGGUAAAUGGAAUCCCGCGUGGGUUUUGCUGCGAACAAAUCGAGCUGCUACUUGUGUUAAAUGGUCACCUCUAGAAAAUAAAUUCGCAGUUGGUUCUGGCGAUAGAAUUAUUUCCGUUUGUUAUUUCGCCUCGGAGAAUAAUUGGUGGGUGUCGAAACACAUAAAACGUCCUCUACGUUCAACGGUAACUGCAAUCGAUUGGCAUCCAAAUAAUAAAGUGCUAGUCGCAGGAUCAACGGAUUAUAAAGUUCGAAUUUUCAGUGCUUGUAUCAAGGACAUGGAGGAUCGACAUUAUGAAAGUGCCUGGGGAAGCAAUGAACCUUUAGGAAAAUUAUUUGUCGAAUUUUCAAACUCGCUAAACGGAGGCGGAUGGGUUCACGCUGUAGCAUUCAGUCCGUGUGGAAAUAAAAUCUGUUGGGUUGGACACAAUUCCUCAAUAUGCGUUGCAGAUGCCACGAAAGGAAACGCAGUUGUGAGAUUAUAUACAGAACAUCUUCCAUUUUUAAGUUGUACGUGGGUGGAAUCAAACUCGAUUAUCGCAGCGGGUCAUAAUUGUAUGCCAAUGUUGUACUCGAUCGAUGAUAAUGGUCAAAUUUACUUCGCAUCGAAGUUGGAUAAUACACAAAAGAAAGGUGCCGCAGGAUUAUCAGCAAUGAGGAAAUUUCAAUCGCUCGAUCGUCAAGCGAGAGUGGAGAACAACGACAGUGCUCUGGAUAGCAUUCACCAAAAUACAAUUACUUGCGUUCGCAAAUUAUCCAAUUCAAGGUUCAGUACAAGCAGUUUAGACGGUCAACUUGUCGUGUGGGAUUUAAAGCUCAUGGAGAACUCAAUGGCUGGAAUGAAGAUCGUCUAAUUGACCUUUAAAUGCAAUAUCCAAAACAAUACUAUUGCACUCAGUGCAAUAAUGUAUAAACAUAAUAAUAAAUGUUACCCAUUUUUUCGAAAAUGUGGUUUAUCCGUUCAAA